Molecule: messenger RNA, 1188 nt
Organism: Archocentrus centrarchus (flier cichlid)
Lineage: Eukaryota; Metazoa; Chordata; Actinopteri; Cichliformes; Cichlidae
Product: G-protein coupled receptor 20
Exons: 4
Coding region: 1-1188 (395 amino acids)
Biological process (GO): phospholipase C-activating G protein-coupled receptor signaling pathway; positive regulation of Rho protein signal transduction
Cellular component (GO): plasma membrane
Molecular function (GO): G protein-coupled receptor activity
Source: RefSeq, a predicted model, not a curated record
AUGGAGAGCCUUCUCACUAACUUCAGCUCCAACUCCACUUCUGAGCCUCUCCUGUCACUUUUCAACCCACACCAAACUAACUGCAACAGCUGGGACCAGCAGUUGGGGACCCCACACCUGCACAGGUUAUCCCAUCUGGACAUGCAGCUGUAUCAAGAAUUCUACACUGUCUGGGUCUCUCUGAUGGUGUGUAACUGUCUGAUGCUGGUGGUUGGUGUCGUCCUCAACAGUCUGGCUUUGUAUGUUUUCUGUGGCGCCUCUGCACAUUCUUCAGCCUCUGUGGUUUACACCAUAAACCUGGCUGUGGCUGACCUGUUGGUGGCGCUGUCGCUGCCGGCUCGCAUCGCUCUGUACCAUAGUGGAGGGAGCUGUGUGGCCUGCUCCUAUGUCCACACCUUCAGCUACUUUGUCAAUAUGUACUGCAGUAUCCUGUUUCUGACCAGUAUCUGUAUAGAUCGAUACCUCGCUGUCGUCCAUGCAUCCAGUACUCUCCAUCGAUGGAGGACCAUAGGAGCAGCCAGGUGUGUCAGUGCCACUGUGUGGCUUAUUGCAGUCGUGGUCACCUACUCUUUUCAGACCACAUCUUUGGAGGUCAGCUCCUCCUGCACGGUCCUCCCUGCCUUCUUCUAUCUCACCAUCCUGGAGUUUCUCCUCCCCCUGCUCGCUGUGGUGGGCUUCACUCUGCGUGUCACCUGUUUUCUCUCCUCCAGCCACGGCCUGCCCCACCAGAGCAGGGUGAGGAGGAUCCGUGCUAUCAGGCUUUUGGCUGCCGUCUUGGUGGUCUUCACGGUGUGUUUUACACCCUUCCACGUCCGCCAGGUGCUGGUUUACUUCCAGGUCAGAGUGGGAGGGGAGGCACUGGGACAAGGGGCGAGGCAUGUGCUUGCUUAUCACAUCACGGUGACCUUGAGCAGCCUGAACAGCUGCCUGGAUCCAGUGGUUUACUGCUUCGUAACAGACAGCUUCAAGAGAAUGUGGAAGACCAGGAGAAGGGGAGGGAGAGAGGAGGACGGGGAGGUGGGGUUUACAACUGGAGUUGAAGGGGAGAGGAAUUCAGUGAAUAAAUGCUCAGGUACAGCACUGGCGAUAGCUCACAGCGUAGCUACACUAACCCUCACAAGCACAUCACUCUCUGCAGCCAACGCACACCACUGCUUGGACACCCGGCCUCCACUCAACAACGAGUGA